Messenger RNA from Gymnodraco acuticeps, 3301 nucleotides. Its product is annotated as adenylate cyclase type 2-like. Gene Ontology annotation, molecular function: adenylate cyclase activity. Gene Ontology annotation, cellular component: plasma membrane. The record is from RefSeq and is a predicted model, not a curated record. Lineage: Eukaryota; Metazoa; Chordata; Actinopteri; Perciformes; Bathydraconidae. Gene Ontology annotation, biological process: adenylate cyclase-inhibiting G protein-coupled receptor signaling pathway; adenylate cyclase-activating G protein-coupled receptor signaling pathway; intracellular signal transduction.
CUCGCUCGCGCCCAGAGCCAGACGCAGACUUUCUAACGUCUGUUUUUUAUGGAAGAAAAUACUGUUUUUACGAGAUCAUUUCGACAUUUUUACCCGGAUGUAAACGGCAAAAGUGUAUUUAAGAGUCCUCGAAAACGAUAAGGGAAGCUGGGCGAUUAAAAACACAAAAGGAAAUUAACUUUAUCUCUUUGAAGUUAAAGGGAAACAGCGACGAGAACAUUAAUAAACGAUGAGCGAUUUCCUCCAGUUUGCCUCAGUGAUCGUCAAAGAAGGAUUCGGUGUUUGACAUGCAGUCAAAGGUGAACGCUCUCCUUUCUGCUCAUACAUAAACAACAGCUGACAGGUGAAAAACUAAAGAAGUCACUACCCUCGUGUGUUUUGAUCAUGUAGACAGAGACAGACAGCAAGAAAAAGUAAAGUGACAAGGGGCUAGACGAGGAGAUCCCUCUCACUCACACAGGUCACGAUGCCAGACGAGUCGCAAGGUUUUACGGACAAGAGGAGAACUGGACAAGACGAAGCACCAGAAGUGGCUUUAGUGCCGGACGUUGUGGUGAAUGCUAUCGAUGGAGAGGGGAAAAACACUGGAGGUAACAUCAUGGAGCUGGACGACUUCAGUAAAACAAAAGACGGAUUAAGCAGUGACACUUUGAAAGGGAAUGACGGCGCGUUAAAUAAAAGCAAAUCUCCCGUUUCCUUAGAGGUCGGUGUGGCUAAAAAAGUGCAGAGCCCUGAACCUCUGGAGUCUUUGAUGAAGGGAACAACAACAACAGAUCACGCUAACCUGGUCAACUCUUCCUCUGAUAGGCUACAAGCCGUAGAAAAAAGCACAAAAUCCAACUUUGGCGAAGAGAUAUCGGAGCUCGAUGGAUUCCAAAAGACAAAUCAAAUCUCUCCUGUCAAAAUCUCCGCACACAGCGUUAAAAACAGCAACAGAAGUCCGGAUGAUGAUCGAGGCGUUUUUAAAACAGACUCUUCUUUGAGUGGCAGUUCACCAGCAACGCCAUUCAAACUCCCACAAACACGGGACAGCAUCGACGUCAGGUGGGACGACGAGGACAGAGGAGAAGACCAGAAAAGCACCCGGUCGAGGCAGAGUGUGAAGGAGGGGGUGUGCUGCUGCUAUCAGGCGUUUCACAGGGCCUUCCUGCAGUGUGUGGAGGAAACUCCCGCCAUGCUGACCGGUCUGGUGCUGUCCUUGGCUUUCUGCGUGGCCCUCAUCGUCCUGAUCCCCUCCACAGGAAGGAACAUCGUUCAUCACGUGGGUGCGCUGUCAGUGUUGUGUGUGGUUCUGUGUGUGAGCUUCUUCCUGCUCGUCUGUCUGCCCUGGCUGGCCACGGUGCGGCGCUGCGGGGGGGCGCUGGCGCUCUUCGUCUGGGGGACGCUGUACGUCACCGCCAUCGUCUUCAUCUUCACCGGAGGACCCGUCACUGCGUGGGAACAGGUGGCAUUCUUCCUCUUCCUCUCUCUGAGCGUGUACACGGUGCUUCCUCUCUCCAUGGCCUGGGCCCUCAUGGUUGGGAUCUGGACGAGCGUCUCUCACAUCGUCAUCAUCAGCGUCUACGUCCCCAUCACCAGCCCAGACACACCCAACCUGGCUGUGCAGCUGGUGGCGAAUGCGUUUCUGUUUGUGUGUGUGAACUGCGUGGGGAUUUUCCAUCUGUGGAUGACGGAGCGGGAUCUCCGGAAAUCCAAUAUGAAGAGAGAGGAGUUCAGCACCAUACGUUCCCAGAAGGAAAUCAAGAAAUACCAGCAGGAGAAGCUGCUGCUGUCAGUGUUGCCACGGUACAUCGCCAUGGAGCUGAAGACGGAGGUGAUAAAGAAGCUGUUCAAACCCGAGACUGAGAAGAAGAAUGAAAACAACCCUCACAACUUCUACAGCCUCUACGUCCGCAAGCACAGAGACGUCAGCAUCCUGUACGCAGACAUUGUGGGUUUCACAAAGCUGGCGAGUUCCUGCUCACCUGAGGAGCUGGUGGCUGUUCUCAACAAACUCUUUGGAAGAUUUGAUGACAUCGCGAAGAAUAAUGGGUGUCUCCGCAUUAAGAUCCUGGGUGAUUGCUACUACUGUGUGUCUGGUCUACCUGAUCCCAUCCCCACACACGCUAAGAACUGCGUUAAGAUGGGGCUGGACAUGUGCUCUGGCAUCAGUCUCCUGCGAGAGGCGACCGGUGUAGACAUCAGCAUGCGGGUCGGUGUGCACACGGGCAACGUCCUCUGUGGUGUGAUCGGUCUGCAGAAGUGGCAGUACGACGUGUGGUCACAUGACGUCACGUUAGCCAAUCACAUGGAGUCUGGAGGUCUUCCUGGGCGAGUCCACAUCACAGAGGAGACACGUCAGCACUUGGACGGAGCGUAUGAAGUGGAGGAGGGGGACGGGGGGAGUCGGGAUCCUCUGCUUGAAGGGAGGAAAACCUACCUGGUGAUUGACCCCAAGGCAAAAAGCAUUUCCAGGAGACGACAUACACUGGGGAACCAUCUAGCAUCAGGAGAGACGAGGCAGCGGGCGUCCAUCCGGAUGUCUCAGUACAUGCAGUCCUGGAGGACCAUCCAUCCCUUCGCAGACCUCAGCAACCCUAAUGCCACGCACCCACUGCGGCCAAUCGUCACCCCUAAUAACACCUUUGUUACGGAAAGACAACCUGGCCAGUCCAACACCUUGCUUGUGGAUAACGGCAUGAGGGGCUCACUGGACACCAUGGACAAUGCAGGGAGGAGAUUGAAGAAGCUCAACUGUUUGACUCUGCUCUUCAACGACCUGAGCCUGGAGAGAAAGUUCAGAGUUUCAGAGGUUAAAGGUCUACACCACUCCAUCAGCUGCACUGCUUUCGUCUUCGUCACCAUUUUCGCCGUCCAGAUACUCGUCUCUAAGAAUGACUUUGAGAUGGCGGUAUCGUACGGUGUGACCUUCCCUGUGUUUGUGCUGCUUCUGUCCAUCGCUUUCACCGGGUACCUGGAGAAAUGGCGUUCGAAGAUGCCGCUGGUUGUUCAGUGGAUUUCUGGUUUGUCUCGCGGCGUCUCCAGCCGGGCGGUGCUGCGACUGUUCGUGGUCGUUCUCUGUUUGCUCAUCACGCUGCUGAUGGCCUUCCUCAACUUAAUCUUCAUCCCAGGAAACAACUGCACCUCCAUCACCGACAGGAAGGAGCUGGAGGAUCUCCAACUCUACUCUGUGCCUGUGAGUACCUCCACAUGUUAUUUCUCAAAGUUUCAUCUAUAUUAAAGGUGGGGUAGGUAAGUUUGAGAAACCGGCUCGAGAUACACUUCUUGUUAUAUUCCAUGGAAUGCUCUUAACAUCCGAUAG